Messenger RNA from Hyaloperonospora brassicae, 726 nucleotides. NCBI's taxonomy places the organism in Eukaryota, Oomycota, Peronosporomycetes, Peronosporales, Peronosporaceae. The record is from the annotation of a GenBank genome assembly.
AUGAAGACGAAGGGCUUUUCAAUGGACGAGACAUUCUCGAAAGACCACGCCAACGAGGAGCGAAUGGAUGUGGCUCCCCCGAAACUUGAAUCACUGUUGGCCGAGUUCGAUGAGUACUCCUUGAAACUUCCCGUGUACAAAUUCAGGGAACUCGGCCUCGAAAAGGGUCAAAUGGACGUCCAAACCUUCGUGACCUGGCUAGAUAUAAUCACUCGGACUGUCAAGAAAGUUCCCGCGUGGACAUACGAUCGGGCUGUCGAUAUACUGAUAGAAGCUGGACUCACAGUUGAGGCGGUAAAGGUGCUUCUAAAGCUGAAGGGCCACGAGAAAUUCAGCGGGCAGGCCAUCCUGAUGUACAGGUAUUUUGCCGAAAAUGUCCCAACAGACUCCGAUGCGAUGGUUCAGGUGUGGAGAGAAUUGAAAUUGAACCCUCACCAUGUUUUUGAGAGUCUCUUACUGAACGAUCCAGAGGCACUUAUUGCUUUCCCGGGAUCUUCGAUACAUUGGCUUAAGUACACUGAGCGGCUACGGAAAGACAACGCAGACAUCCAGAUGACCAUCAAAGAUACGGCGAUGGCUUUAUACAACAAAGAGUACGAUCGUACGAUCAUUGACGGCUUCAUCAAGGAGGUUGAGAAAGUGAACGAUCUUAAACUCCUUGCUCAGCGGCUGCGUCAAGAAUUUGAGUAUAUUAUAUCGGCCCGUUUUUUCAACAUCGAGUACUAG